CACGUGAUAUGGGGACGGCAGUGUGCCGAGGCCGCCAUUUUGCGCGCCGGAAAGGCGCGUUUUGCUUCUUAAGCUCGCUUCCCUAUCCUGGCGGUAUCUCGGCUUCCUCCGGCCUCCCAUCUCGGAGCUUUCUCCAGCACACAAACUUUUCCUGUUGCUAAUCCCGGCAUCUGCGCCGCGGCAAGGCCAUUUUCCCUUCCGGGUUGACCUCUUGACCUCUAACCGAGGUGGGGCCUGGGGUGUGAGCAGGACCGAACCUGAGCUGCCCCAGGCCAGCCCUGGGCCCUAAAGCCUCACCUGUGGGCGCCUCACGCCAGGUCUUGGCUUUAAUAUCCGAAUGCUGACCCUGUCGCGUCCCUCUCAGCGUUAACUCCCAACUUGCCCCGCAGGAGCCCUGCACAGCCCCAGGGCACACGUCUGCUCUCCCAGUUAGUAACGGCGUUCCUCUGAGUGAGCCCCAAUCCCCGCCUCCAUGGGUUCACAUUUUAGCCCUGGAUUUUUGCUAACCCACUGCUCGGCCCCCAAACUCCGGAGCGCAACUCCAAAACCUUUAUGAUCGGCAUCUCCAAGAUCUUGGGGAAGAGUCUUCCUCUCCCAUCCUCAACUCCUCCCGCAGACCCCAAGAUGGCCGCCCCAGGGGCUCCUAUCCUAGAGCCCCCCAGCCCUCCUCCAAAAGCCCCUGCACCUCCUCCCCCACCCCUGAGUCCGCUGGACGGGGCUCUCCCAGCCCCUCCCCGCGGCCUCCAGGCCCCCAUUCCGCUGCCGCCGCCGCCGCCUCCGCCAGCCGCUGCCGUGGGGAUGGCUCCUCCUCGUGUCUUCGGCCUAGAGAAGAGCCGGCUCCUGCAGGAGGCCCUGGCGAAGGCCGGCCCAGUCCCCAAGGCCAGAGAAGACGCCAGGAGGCUCCUGAAGCUGCACAAGGACCGCUUCCGGAGUGACCUGCAGUGGAUGCUCUUCUGCGCCGACCUGCCGUCCCUCAUCCAAGAAGGCCCUCAGUGUGGGCUGGUGGCCUUGUGGAUGGCAGGCACUCUGCUGUCACCCCCCAGCGGCGUCCCCCUGGAGAGGCUGGUGCAGGUGGCCGUGGAGAGAGGCUACACGGCACAGGGAGAGAUGUUCUCCGUGGCCGACAUGGGCCGGCUGGCCGAGGAGACGCUGGGCUGCCAGGCUGAGCUGCUGCGCGGGGGCCUGGGCGGGCCCAACAGGGGCCUUGUCCUGCAGCACCUAGUCGCCGGACACCCCGUGCUCAUCCCCUACGACGAGGACUUCAACCAUGAGCCGUGUCGGAGGAGGGGCCACAAGGCCCACUGGGCAGUGAGUUCAGGGGUCCUGCUGGGUGUGCAGCACGUACCAAGCCUCGACUACACUGAGGACCCCGAGCUGCCAGGCCUGUUCCACCCAGUGCCCGGCAGGCCCUGCCGGCCACCGUCCCUGCCAGGGGAGGAGGCCCCCGGAGCCACCUACCUUCUCUCCAAGCAGGGCAAGAGUUGGCACUACCAGCUGUGGGACUACGACCAGAUCCAGGAUAGCAACCUGCAGCUGACUGAGUUCUCACCCUCACGGGCCACCGACGGCCAAGUCUACGUGGUGCCCACCGGUGGGGUGCAGGCUGGCCUCUGCGGCCAGGCCCUGCUCCUCAGACCACGGGACUCCUGCCACUAGGUGAGGCCGGGCCCAGGCCAUAGCCUGGCUGUCACCACUUAAUGUUCUAGGCCGGCGCUGCGGCUCACUAGGCUAAUCCUCCGCCUUGCGGCGCCAGCACACCGGAUUCUAGUCCCAGUCGGGGCGCCAGAUUCUGUCCCGGUUGCCCCUCUUCCAGGCCAGCUCUCUGCUGUGGCCCGGGAAUGCAGUGGAGGAUGGCCCAAGUGCUUGGGCCCUGCACCCCAUGGGAGACCAGGAGAAGCACCUGGCUCCUGCCAUCGGAUCAGCGCAGUGUGCCAGCCGUGGCGGCCACUGGAAGGUGAACCAACGGCAAAGGAAGACCUUUCUGUCUCUCUCUCUCACUGUCCACUCUGCCUGUCAAAAAAAAAAAAAAAAAAAAAAGAAUGUUCUAGUCUGACCCACUUUGGAUGGCCCCUGAGUUUGAGCCGCAUCCCUGAGGGCCUCCAGCCGCAAGCCCAUCCCUACAGCACCGACUGACCCCUCCUCUCCAAGGAGAGACACCUCAGACCCCACCCCCGGCCAUCCCACGUGGACAGGGCAUCCACCCCUUUCCCACGUACCACCUCUCCUGCAGCACGGCCACCUCACUGGACAGCUGCAGGACUGCUUCCCACUCCGCUGCCAGCCUGGCCCACUGCUCCUCGCCUCAGCUCAGGUUCUGCUUCCUCAGGGAAGAGCCCUUCUGUGCCGGCUGGGCGCCCUCACCACUUCCUGUCUCCCCCACACCAAGCAAUCACACGCUGACCUCUGCCUGCUGUAACAGCAGUUCCUCUGGCCCCGAGGCCGAAGCCUGGAGCAGGAGUCAUGGCCUUAGGCCGCGUGGCCGGCAGGUGGCAGGGUCACUGCAGCCAGGCCAUCUUCCUGAAUUUCACCCUGGUGCUGACCACACACUGUUCUCCCUGUAUGGUCCCACACGUGCACGCAUGGGGCAUGUCGAGUAGUUUGUGAAAAACAAGAUUGUAAAAUUUAUUUUGAUAGAAAAAACCUUUGAAGUCCACACAAUAUGCAUCUUCCAUGAACUUUUUGAAGUCCCCUCAUAUGCAUGGAUUUCAACAUUUUUGCACCAAAAUAAACUUACCUUUUAAUUCCA
This is a messenger RNA of Oryctolagus cuniculus (rabbit), 2746 nucleotides long. RefSeq names its product actin maturation protease (gene ACTMAP). NCBI's taxonomy places the organism in Eukaryota, Metazoa, Chordata, Mammalia, Lagomorpha, Leporidae. The record is from RefSeq and is a predicted model, not a curated record.